AAAAUUUUGAAAAGAAGAAAAGAUGCGAAAAAGCUGAAAAAUAGGGGAAAACAGAGCACAGCAGCACCAACUCCCCCUCGCAAAGGGCAAUCAAUCCCCUUCCCUUCAACUUCUCUGCCUUUCUGUCUCUCUCUCUUCUUCUCGAGCAGAGGCAGUGUGAAGAAAGGUAAAGGUAGAGAGCGGAGGAGAAAGACCCAAAAAAAUAGCUUCAGUCUGUUUCUUUUGCUGCCAUGGAUCCUUAUGAGACCACCAACUUACUCCUGUCGAAGAUCAAGACCAUAGACCCGGACAACGCCUCCAAAAUCAUGGGCUACAUCCUCAUACACGACGUGGGCGAGAGGGAGUUGGCCGGUCUCGCUUUCGGCCCGGAGACGUUCCUGCUCGGCGUCAUUGCAAAGGCGAAAACCCACUUGGGACUUUCGCCGAACACCUUGUCCGCAACUGCGCCUUCAACUCCCUCUUCCCCGCUCAAUCCUAUCUCCAGGCCAGUCGUUGUUGGUGGGUGCGGUAGGGGUAACAACCCAUUUUCCCACUCUUCUCCUAGGCUUCCCGGACCUGGUGGUGGGCCUUUCGUUGAUUUUGCGAGGAACCCUUCUCCGCAUUCUUGGCCGGUAUCUGGGUUUGCAGCGGUUAGCGCUAAUAAUAGCAACUGUACUGGCGGCGGAAGUAGCAGCAACAGUACCGUUUCGCUCAGUCCCAAGUCGAGUCCUUUCUUGUCUUACGAUAGCAUACGCGCUGGUUCGUUCAAAGGAGCUGCAUUCUCGAAGUGUGGUGGCAAUGGGAGUGGUGAUUCUUCCAGCAACAGUGCCGAUGCCCUUGAAGAUUAUCCCUUUGACGAGUACCUAUCUUUUCUCGACGAUCCCUCUUCCAGGAAUGACGAAUUUGACCCUGGUCUUCAGUUAGGUGGGUAUCCAGAUGUGGAUGGAGAUGCUCAGCUCCACAGGAGGAGGUUUUCGGAGAGUGAUGCAUGCCCAAAUACUGAAGAUGGGGCAUUUGGAAUUGGGUAUAGACCAUGUUUGAAUAGUCGUGCUUUGGUGGGUUCACCGAGGGAAAUGGAGAGCCUUUACUUGCAGCAGCAUGAAGGGAUGAUGAGAUUGAAGGCCGCUCAUCAUCAUCAGCAGCAGAGAUUAGCAUACAGCAAAUACAUGAACUUCUUGUUGCAGCAGCAGAACGAUCCACAGAGACUGAGAGGAGCAUCAGCAGCUAUGAACAGUGACGAAUUUCAAAAGUUUGGCCGGUUUUGUCCCGAAAGAACUGAAUUUUAUGCAAUGGCAAUGGCUGAGAAAGCAAAUUCGGCUUCUAGACAAAUCUACUUGACAUUCCCAGCAGAUAGCACAUUCAAAGAUGAGGAUGUUUCAAAUUAUUUCAGCACAUUUGGACCAGUUGAAGAUGUCAGGAUCCCUUAUCAGCAGAAGCGAAUGUUCGGAUUUGUUACUUUUGUGCAUUCUGAGACAGUGAAGCUUAUAUUGGCCAGGGGAAACCCUCAUUUUAUCUGUGAUUCACGUGUGCUUGUCAAGCCAUACAAGGAAAAAGGGAAAGCUGCAACGGAGCACCAGUUACUGGAGAGGGGAAAUUUUUCACCAUGUUCCAGUCCUUCCGGCCUCGAUGGUAGGGAGCUAUAUGAUCUUCCGAUGGGUGGAAGAGUGCCUUACAAUUCACAGGAAAUGAUGCUGAGAAGGAAGUUAGAGGAGCAAGCUGAGCUGCAGCAAGCUAUUGAGCUUCAAGGACGCAGGUUCAUAAAUCUGCAGCUCCCAGACCUGCGAGGUGAUUAUGUCAACCAUCAUCAACGUAGCCUGUCCAUGGGUGGUGUCUCAAUGUCUACCCAUUCCCCUCUCAAUCAAAAGAUAGCCAAGAGUGAGGAAGAAGAAAAUGUUGAGAGCUCUGCUUUGUCUGCUGCUGAUGAAGCUGCCCAUCAAAACUUUCAGCCUGAAGUGAAACCCAUAUGCAACAUGGUCAGUAAUAAGGAAGAGAAUAUAAAUAACGUGGCGAGCAACAUGAAUAACUGUCAUGGGAGCAAUGCUGAACAUGAUCCUCGUGAUGCCGUUGUUGCUUCUCAAUCAAAAUCAUAUUUGGAGAGUGUUUCAGCCGUGUCAAGCUCUUCCCCAAGUGAUACUACUUCCCUUUAGCUUCAGUGGUUGGAAAGGCAAAAAGCUAAGAUGUGUAGUAAUAAUGUUAACAGGCCCACAGAGAUUGACAUUGCUAGUAAAAAUAGGGACGGAGAUAUAAGGAGCACAGGUCUAUGUAGGUGUAUAAAGCCCAAAAUCAUACAUGCAGUUGGAUGGUAGAUAUGUAGAGUAUCUUGGAAAGCCUGCCAGUCGUGAUCAACAUCCUCAAAAUACGACAAUACUAACAGGAAAUGCAUAUUACAUACUUAACGAACAGAUGAAGAAGUAAAUUUAGUAGGGUUUCUCUUUGUUAUUUUGCUGCUGGCUUCCCAUUUGGUAGUUGUGUGCUAGACAGUUAUACUAAAAAGAGAAGAGGAUGUAUCUUGUUAUAAGUCACUUGCAAAUCCUUUUGGUCUUUUUGCCAUCAUGUUGUUAGUGAAUCACUUCGCUUAGUUGGUUCAGAAGUUGCAUCUGUCUACUGAUUGCUCAUGCAGUUCCACAGGUACUACUCCUGAAUCCCAUGUGUGAUCUUCCGAAGAUGGGUGCAAGCAAGAUCAUGACUUUAUUGCUCUUACUUUACUCCCAAGCCUUUUAAUCAUCACUUUUAAUCGUAUAGUUGUUGGAAUUAGGGUAUUUUAUGGUUCACUUUUGUAAUCAUGCAGACAGACAGGUGAAGUUGUGAAAAGUUGGAUGGGAGGUGAAACUGAAACAGGUUUCCUUUUUAAAUGAUCUAGGUAUAUUGCCUCUUGGUGGGUACUUUUUUGUCUCUAUUUUCAAUGGUUGCUUAUAGGUCCACAUGUGGGGAAGACAUGCUCUUCAUGCACAUGGGUGCUGACAGAAUGUAUAGUCUAAUGGUAGUACCAAAUGGCACACUCAUUUCCAUCUCAGCUCUACAGUAAAAAAAAAUUGUUGUUUUUUACUCCCUCUGUAUGUUAAUAUGGUUUACCUUGCAGUUAAAAAUAUAACUAAACGAUGACCAUCCAGCAU
This is a messenger RNA of Linum tenue, 3092 nucleotides long. NCBI's taxonomy places the organism in Eukaryota, Viridiplantae, Streptophyta, Magnoliopsida, Malpighiales, Linaceae. The record is from the annotation of a GenBank genome assembly.